UCGAAGAGCGCUCCAUAGUGUUUGCAAUCUGGUAGUGCACAUAUAAAUACGCUUCAGUCCCAUUGAAAAACAAACGGCACUCGCCCCUGUGUAUCACUUUCAAUAUCACGGACCAUGGCGGCUGCUACCAGCAGCAAUACUACCGCAGCCAGUCUACCAAUAAAGCAUUCCAGCAUCGAACAUGCACGAAAACGCAUAGAUCCACGGAGAAGACAGGCGGCCCUUUCUUUCCUCAGCAAUAUUUCUUUGGACGGACGACCAGUGCAAGAUGACGGCGACAAUCAGGGCGACGAAGACGGUUCUGUUGAGGCAAGGACUAGACAGAGCCUGGUUUCUGCAGAGCGGGCAAUGUACCCGGCUAGUGCUGCAGCGACGGCGGCCCAGGCAUUCGCUGCUGCAAACCAGGCUCUCAUGUUGAACGCUCGUGGGAGCUUCGGGAUAAGUCCGCUCGCAGCCCCUAUUUGUGCGAAUCCGGAAGGCGAUGCAUUCGCCUGUGGGGUACACGCGGCUGGCCAGGCUGUUUUUAGUUCUCCGUUCUCCGCAGUGCCAGUAGCGACAAGGGGAAGGCUGCAGACGUACACUCAGGGAAUUUUACCCGUCACAUUCACCAGGCAAGCAUCUCAGAACUACUGCUGCCUGGAAAGUGGGCAGAUCGGCAACGCUGCCUUGGAACUGCAAAGGUCCAGACGAAGACUCAUAUCCCAACGCUCGUCCCUGGAAACUCUGGAGGACAUUGAGGAGAAUGCACCACUGCGCAGAUGCCGAACUCUGUCGGGUUCACCCAGACCAAAGAGCUUCAAGAAGGUUCACUUCAUCAAGAACAUGAGACAGCAUGACACACGCAAUGGAAGGAUAGUCCUUAUCAGUGGCAGAAGAUCCCUCUGUAGUGUAUUAUCUGUCCUGCCUUAUCGAGAUUGUAGCCAAGCAGGGGACAUGAAACUGGAUGGCAGUGGGCGCCAGCGACAUCCCUCGGGUGGGGUCAGUGCCAAGGAGAUGGUGAUCGGGCUAGAAGGAGUAGAACUGGGUGCUGACGGAAAGACGGUGUCCUACACCCAGUUCCUAUACCCUACCAACUCCCUCAGUGGCCGCAGGAACACCAUCGACUCCACCUCCUCCUUCUCCCAGUCCCGCAACGCCAGCCAUCGUAGCCUCAGCCUGGGUCGUGCCAACAGCAACCAGAGCAGCAUCGACACAGGAAAUGAGAUGGGGGACUGCUUUGAAUACGACCCUAAUCUGCUGGACGACCCUCAGUGGCCUUGCGGGAAACAUAAAAGGGUGCUGAUCUUCCCAUCGUACAUGACUACGGUCAUUGAGUACGUCAAGCCCUCCGACCUCAAGAAAGACAUGAAUGAGACCUUCAAGGAGAAGUUCCCUCACAUCCGACUGACCCUCAGCAAGAUCAGGAGCCUGAAGAGAGAGAUCCGAAAGCUGGCUCAAGAGGACUGUGGCUACGAGGAGCCCACAGUCGCCAUGGCCUUUGUCUAUUUCGAGAAGCUGGCACUGCGAGGCAAGCUGAACAAGCAGAACCGCAAGCUGUGCGCCGGUGCCUGCAUGCUGCUCGCCGCCAAGAUUGGCAGUGACCUCAAGAAGCACGAGGUCAAGCACCUGAUAGACAAACUGGAGGAGAAGUUUCGGAUGAAUCGGCGGGAGCUGAUCGCCUUCGAGUUCCCCGUGCUGGUGGCGCUGGAGUUCAACCUGCACUUGCCGGAGCACGAGGUCAUGCCCCACUACAGACGCCUCCUGCAGAGCUCCUAGCCCUGGCUCUCAAUCAGGAGAGCUGCCCUCUUCUGAUUAUGAGGUCACCAAGGCUCUGCCCUCUUCUGAUUAUGAGGUCACCAAGGCUCUGCCCUCUUCUGAUUAUGAGGUCACCAAGGCUCUACCCUCUUCUGAUUAUGAGGUCACCAAGGCUCUACCCUCUUCUAAUUUUGAGGUGUCCAAGGCUCUGGCCUCUUCUGAUUAUGAGGUCACCAAGGCUCUGGCCUCUUCUGAUUAUGAGGACACCAAGGCUGUACCCUCUUCUGAUUUUGAGAUGUCCAAGGCUCUGCCCUCUUCUGAUUUUGAGGUGUCCAAGGUUCUGCCCUCUUCUGAUUUUGAGAUGUCUGAGGCUCUGCCCUCUUCUAAUUUUGAGGUGUCCAAGGCUCUGGCCUCAUCUGAUUUUGUGGUUCCUGAGGCGCCAUCCUUACCCGAUCUAGGGCUUCACAAGAACCCACUGUACUCAGAAACCCUUUUCUUUGAGUUUCCACCUGCUCCAGAUUAUAGAAUCCCAGAGAAGCCCUACCCUGCAAUGAGUGUAAAAUUCUACAGUUUUCUACAAAUUCCUGCUCUUUCCUGAGUUACAUGCUCCUGAGACUCAUACCCUCAAGUCACCUCUCAGAACAACAGUUGGGAAAAUUCACAGAGAUUUGCUGAGAACAAAUUUAUUCAGAUAAUUUGUGGACAAGGAACAACAAACAGUGGUGCAAGAAUUGACGAGCUGGCCAUCAUUUGACUGUUUCCCUUUAAUGUACACUUAUUUUAUUCAGGAAUUGGUUUUGUAUGUUUUUAACAUUCUUACAGAUUUUUGUUCAAGCAGUGGUGUUGGUAAGGAGCUUACAAGUUUCUGAGUGGUGAAUGUGACUGCUUCUUUACAUUUUCAAAGAGUUGCAAAUGGUUGUAAGCAGCAGCUUUUUUUAACUGGGAGUAAGUCAUAGAUUAAGACCUUCUUCACCAGCAAGCCACUGUUUCGUGAACCAUGGGCCAGAUUUACUAAAGGAAAAACAGAACACUACACACACGGUUCAAUGUUUAAUCCACUUGCUGUUGUGAGGUUUAUGACCUUUAAUUAACCAUUAACAACUUUCAGAUAAAUAUCCGUCUUACUUGUAACCAAUAAACUAGUUACAGUAUGCAGAAAAGGUAGCAACAGUCACCUUAAAGAAACAUUCUGGUAGCAGGAUUACAUUACCAUGUAUUGCAUAACAAAGUAGAUGGUACCUUUCCUUGCACAAGACCAUUUAAUAUGCAGGAAAAGAUUGCCAUAUGUAUGCUGGGGAAAUACAACUGCAGUGUGUAAGAAUAUAAAAGAUAAAUGCUUCCAAGUCACAUGAUAUAAAUGUUAGCGAAAUGCAAAUGACAGCUGACUAAAUAUUUAAAAUUGUGCAGGACUUUAUAAGGAAAACAGUUUUUUAUUAAUUUAAUCCAGUGCAUUCAGCUAUCAAUCACAUAAUCCGCACUAUCACUAAAUAUGUUCAGGAUUUUUAUUUUACAUCACUGCCUAUAUAUUGGUAAAUAUAUUAUUGAGGUUUGACAUAAAAUUUUUCUUACCUCUUUCUUAAACAGUUUUAAGGAGAAAGAUUUCAUGCACCACGGAAUGUAUUAUAUUGAUUAAUACUUAUCAGAAUUAUAUAACACAAGAUGUGGGCAAGCUCUAACAAAUGAUCAUUUAUGUUACAGCAUUGCAGAACUAGUGAAAAUUAAUUUUAUUUUACACAAUUUGUUGAUUUAAAGAAAGGAUGGGUUUAUGUGGAGCUUCCAAUGCUCAAAUGUCUGUAUAAAUUAGGUAAAUUUAUGCACUAAAAGCUGUUGACCAUCUUUUGCUUUCAGAGUGCUGAAUUAACAUUUAUUUGAGGGUGCAGUUUUCUUAUAAACCAAAAAAGACCCACUCAAAGAACACGUAUUCAAGCUGCAUAUUACAGGUGUUGUCUUCUCAGAAGACUGAAAGGAAAAACAGUCUUUAUUUAGUCAAAUUUAUAUGUUGUUUUUGUUGUGGCAGUAAUCCAAAUAUAUUGUUUAAGUGACUGAAUAAUGUAUCUCAAAUGGCUUGAUUCAUUUCAGAAGUUAUAAAACCUACCGUAACAUUUUUUUGUGGAAAAAAAACAUUGUAUUGCAAUUUACAUUAAGCAUGUCCUCUUAUCUCAGACAUCACAAAGGCUGUGCAGUGAGCUUUGGGAGCUUGAGACAGAUUUUUAUCUAAAUCCUUGUCUGAAAUCAAAAAAUAAUGACAAGUAGCCAAGAGCAUUAAUGGUAAUGUUCAUAUACUUUAUUUUAUUAAACUGGUCCUUCCUGCUUGCAUCAGCAGGAUAAUUUGUUAUCUGGUCAACCAUGGCAUUACAUAUAUUGUGCUUUAGUAGGUUCAUCCCAGUAAUACAUUGAUUUAUAAAUAAUAAUAUAAGCAUAAGAAUUUAAGUCAAGUAAUUUUUUUAUUUGUACAUAUAAUGUACUGUGUCUCAUUUGCAUUCCCCUGUUUUGCACUAUGCUAACUGUCACGACUCUCACAUGACCUUUUAGUAAAUAUUGGCCCUCCUGUCAUUUAUUAUUAUUUUUAAUAUGAUAAUUCUGCUUUUUGUUUUGUUCUUUGGUGCCAAAUUUGGACCAGUAGCCAAAGUUGACUGAUUUUUAGUGUUUAAUGCUUAUUAUUUUAAUGUAUAAGUUAUUUAUAGUCUGACUUGAUGAGUUGCCUUUGAGCUCUUAUAAAGAUGAAGGGAGAGCUGCAUUGAAGGCUACAGCUAUAUUGGAUGUGACUGUUAUUGUUCACAGUGAUUUUUCUUUUGGGUGCAUAUUCCUCUUUCAGCUUCUCUUGGCUAAAUGUGCACUUUUUAUGGGUACCAUGGAGAUAGAUGUUGCCUGCUGAGAUCCGCGGUGGGGGUGCGGAAGUGUUUCCUAAUUAACGGUGCACUUUGAAAAAUGGCUUGUGAUAUAUUUUAGCUUAUCUGAACAAAUCCCCCCAGACAUACUCAUCUAGGUUGUCUCGAUUUAAGUCCACCACAUCAAUCGCUGUUUUUACUGUAUAUUUCAUGGUCAUUCCAGUCUUUACAGCCAGCAGCUUUACUUCUGGAUUGGUGGUUUAGUGGCAGGCACAUUUUUACAGGGAAAGACUGCUGAAUGUUUAGUAAUGGGGAUUUCAUACAUUAUAGUACCUUUCAGUACUCAAACUUUUCUACCGGCUUUCCAAGCUUCAUUUGAAUGUGUGGAGGCUAGAACUGCUGUUGUGUGCGUUUGAUCCUUAGCCUGUGCUCUAUGUUAGAGUGUAUUAUCGGCACGUUUAUGGUGCUAAUCUCAAGGAGGGGCAGAUACUGAGCUUAAGGGCACGUAGCUGAUGGCCAACAGCGGGGGUGUGGCCAACGUAGACAGGGCUCUGUGGGUUAUCUGAUGAUGAAUGCACUGUAAUGUCAGUCACCACAGUGGCCUACCUGUUUUCCUUUCUUAAUUUGACCAGAUUAAAUGAAAUCCCAAUCUUAAAGUUCAAAGUUCAAGACAGUUCUAGGUAGAGUGAAACCCUGCCUACUUCUUUCCAAAAGGACAGAAAAUUACCUGAUUUCAGGAAUUUCAAUUGCAGCUCAGUUAUGACAAUGAUGUACUUUGCACUAGCAAUCUGUCAUCACUAUAUUAUGAGGUGAAUUCUGGGCAUGCUUUGUCAUACUGAACUUUUUAGUAUUUUUAGUUCAGAGCAAUUGAAAACCAUUGCCUUCAACUAGGUUGGUACCAUUUACCAUACACCAAUCCUGUUCUUCACUCGUAGGGUUUUGUUAGUAGCAUAUACAAUCAUAAUCUACAAUCAGUUCUCUUCGGAAUGUUAUAUGUUUCAGAAUGCCAAAUACUCUCUGUUCUUUUAGAUAAGCCCCAUAGUAUUGGUAGGCGGUGCUAAGAUCACCUUGGAGGGCUUUGAGUUUGAUCUUACGACUUGAGAGUGUGCUGUCCGCAGCAUCUUUUCUGCAAAUGUGUUUAUUUCUUAUUUACAUGUAGAUAAGACUGUGUGUGGUAGAGGUGUGGAGAGUAACAGUGGACCAGCUGUGUGUUAAACACUUAAUCGCACAGGGCACUCUUCAUUAAAGUGUGAAUGUAGGUGGUCAGCUUUCUCAUAAAUUCAAAUCGGAGCUCUUAGAGAGAACAUGACAGCGAAUGCACACAGAGAUGUAAAUUAAUCCUAAGAAACUGAAAUGAGCCUGACUUGUGGAGAAUCUCAUUGCUUGGCCCUUUAGACAAGAGUUGGCCUCUGGGUGUGCACUUUAGGAUUUGUGAGGAAGCAAACUGAUUCCGAAUUUCUUGAAAAAAUAUUGCGUGCGUGUGUGUGUGUGUACAUAUGCUUCUUUGCUUGUACAAUAAAACAAGGUGUUGAAAUUGUU
This is a messenger RNA of Anguilla anguilla (European eel), 6101 nucleotides long. It is a transcript of the gene cables1, whose product is annotated as Cdk5 and Abl enzyme substrate 1. Gene Ontology annotation, biological process: regulation of cell cycle; nervous system development. NCBI's taxonomy places the organism in Eukaryota, Metazoa, Chordata, Actinopteri, Anguilliformes, Anguillidae. The record is from RefSeq and is a predicted model, not a curated record. Gene Ontology annotation, cellular component: cytosol. The transcript has 10 exons. Bases 115 to 1755 code for a protein of 546 amino acids.